AUGCGUGCUUCCUUCGUCCUCGCCGCCGCGACCCUCAUCUCCUCGGUCUAUGCCGGCGGCUUCUCCAGCUCGUGCACCUCGUGUCGCCUGGGCUCAUCCAACACGCGGUACGGCUGCCUGUGCACCAACAAUGCCGGCAAGGAAAUCUAUAACAUCGUCGACCUGAACGAGUGCAUGGUCAAUCUGAGCGGACAGCUGAGCCCGCGCGCCCACGGCGGGUUUGGCGCAUCAUGCCAGCCGGACGGGCAGAAUGAUCAGUAUACGCCGUGCUGGACAUGUGGCGGUAGUACCGAUAAGUCGUGCCCCGACCUGAACAGCUUCUUGUCGAACCAAAACGGAGCCCUGGUCUGCGACGUAAUGGCUGUCGCAUACUACAAUGGCAGAGUGCACACUGUCGCCAAAGACAGCGCCGAGGCCUUCAUCGUCGAGGAUGGCAAGUUUGUUGCUGUCGGCACAACAAAAGACAUCCUGCACACCGCCGCCAGCAAUGACCUCGUCACGUUCGACCUGCGCGGCCGCUUCGUGAUGCCAGGCAUCCACGACGCUCAUGUGCAUCUUCUGUCGGCUGGAAUCGCCUACCUCAGUGGUGUCAGUCUGGCUGGCGACACAACCGUAGAAAAUAUCGCUGAGCGGCUGCGCGACGGCCAGUGUAUGUGUGCGUACCAGCACGCAUAUCAGGACUGGGUCGUGGGCAAUACCUUUGCCAUUCCAGAGUUUGACCGCUCAUCACUCGACCGCGACUUUCCAGAUACCCCCGUCAUUGUUCAGGGCGGCGCGGGGCACAGCGCAUAUCUGAACACGGCGGGCCUGAUUAAGGCUGGAUACGACGUGCAGAGCGAGCCGGACGUGCCAGGCGCCCAGUUCCGCCGGCGUCCCGAUGGCAGUCUGACUGGCGAGAUGGCCGAGUUGGCCAUGAACAAGGCUAUGCUAGCCAAAGGAAAUCCAAAUCUAGAGCAUGUCAAACGAGCGAUCAAGGCUGCGGUGCACCGUCUACAUCGCGCUGGCGUUACGUCCUGCCAGGAAGCAGGCACCAACUCGGUCAUUCUGGACGCUCUGCGCGAGCUCGACAGUAGCAAUUCCCUGCGCAUGGACGUUGCCGCGCACUCGGUGUAUGCGCCAGAGUUUUUGGCAAAUGAGCGGCAGAGUUCGCUCAAGGCGCUGAUUGAGCGAGCUCCGGGGCUGGCGACGCAGCAUGUGCGGACGAAUUUUGUCAAGAUUUUGCUGGAUGGCGUGCCGCUGCCGCCGGUCUUUUCGAGUGCUGGGCUGGACGAGGAGGGGAGGGUUGAUAGGACCAAGAUUUUGGUGGAUGAUGUUGUCGAGGCUGUGCAGCGGUUUGACGAGCGUGGGUUGACAGUCAAGAUACAUGCUACAGGCCACGGAAGUACGAGGCUUGCGUUGGAUGCUAUUGAAGCAGCGAGAGCCGGCUCCGAUAAACACAUCAAGCAUGAGAUUGCACACUGCAGUGGUGUUCAUCCUGACGACCUUGAACGCUUCUCCACGCAAAACGUCACCGCAGAGCUCUCGCCAGCCAUCUUCUUCGACCACCCGGUGACAGCCGCCAGCAACGGCGCCAUGAACUGGGAUUUUGCCGCUUUUUUCAAAGUGCGCGCGCAGCCGAUUACUGUUGGAUCAGACUGGGGUUCGCGCGGGGAUCCGUGUUUACUGCCGACUGUCCACCAUGUUGCGCGGCGAGUGGGCGAGUGGGCUGUCCUUGGAGGCAGUAGUAGUCAGACGAAGGAAAAGGCUGGCGCAGAACUCGUGCUGGAGAUCCUGACCAAGAACGGCGCUACGGCUGUCGGGCUCGAUGAAGUCAGUGGUAGCAUCGAAGUUGGGAAGCGCGCGAAUUUUAUCAUGUUGGAUAGGGAUAUCGUCGGCGACGAGCAGAGUGUCGCAGACUUUGCAAAUGUCAAAGUGCUCAAGACGUGGUUUGAGGGAGAGCUGGUCUGGGACGCUGAAACGGACUAG
Molecule: messenger RNA, 1965 nt
Organism: Talaromyces rugulosus
Lineage: Eukaryota; Fungi; Ascomycota; Eurotiomycetes; Eurotiales; Trichocomaceae
Exons: 4
Coding region: 1-1965 (654 amino acids)
Molecular function (GO): hydrolase activity, acting on carbon-nitrogen (but not peptide) bonds
Source: RefSeq, a predicted model, not a curated record